Molecule: messenger RNA, 3838 nt
Organism: Anastrepha obliqua
Lineage: Eukaryota; Metazoa; Arthropoda; Insecta; Diptera; Tephritidae
Gene: Rnf146
Product: E3 ubiquitin-protein ligase rnf146
Exons: 3
Coding region: 270-1736 (488 amino acids)
Biological process (GO): Wnt signaling pathway; ubiquitin-dependent protein catabolic process
Cellular component (GO): nucleus; cytoplasm
Molecular function (GO): zinc ion binding; poly-ADP-D-ribose binding; ubiquitin protein ligase activity
Source: RefSeq, a predicted model, not a curated record
CGAAAGCAACGAGGCGAAAUUGUUGCUAAAAUAAAAACAUCAAAAUAGUUCUUAUUUGUUCAGAUUUAAUGUAAAUUUGGUUGUAUUUGAGAGUUGUUGUCGGAAGCAACAAUCGCGGCGAUGUCAUAAACAGAAAGUUGCAUCAAGAAAAUAAUAUAGAAAAUUUACCAACGCAUAACAGUACAACAUUGUGCAACUUCAAUAAGAUUAUAAAAGUAAUAAAAAGUGUUCAAUAUUUCAUUCCUUGAAAGUGAAUUUGAGUUCAGUGAAUGGAGCAAAGCGAAGAACAAAGCGAAAGCUUGGAUCAGGGGGCCAACGUAUUAGCGACCGUAUCAAGAGCGAUGGCAAUGCGUGAAGAAGCAAAUGCGGCGGUAGUAGUGCCACUGGAGUCUGGACAAAAUUUGGUUUUGCCCGCAACGUCAGUGUCUGCAUCAUCAAUUGCAACAACAACAACAACAGGCGACAUUGCAAAUGCAACUGAUGCCGUAAUCGAUCUUUGCAACACUAGCCCAGCCCCUUCUACCUCGAAAUCAGCUGCCGCCGCCAUAGCCGUAGAUAAUAGUCCUGAGGAGCAGUCGCAGGGUGGGGAGGACGCGGCCGGACCUUCAACCACAAUCGAAUGCCCAAUAUGCCUACAAACUUGUAUACACCCCGCCCGUCUGCCAUGUGGGCAUAUCUUUUGUUUCCUGUGCGUGAAAGGCGUCGCUUAUAAAAAUCGGCGUUGUGCUAUGUGUAGACGUGAAAUACCGCCUGAAUUCCUUGACCAUCCUGAUCUGGUAAAUGGCAUCGAUGACAUUUGUGCAACUAAAUCCACCGAAGAUGGUUAUCAGUGGUUCUACGAAGGAAGAAAUGGUUGGUGGCAAUAUGACGAUCGUACCAGCCAGGAUAUUGAGGAGGCAUUUAAGAAAGGAGAAAAAUCCUGUAUCAUAUUGGUCGCUGGCUAUGUGUACGUAGUCGACCUGGAAACAAUGGUGCAACAACGCCAAAAUGAGCCUAGUCGUUGCCGACGGGUUAAGCGUGAUCUUGCCACGAUACCGAAAAAAGGUGUAGCUGGGUUGCGCAUCGAGGGAAACACUGUUAUAACCGACUCAAAUUUUGCUUCACAAAUCUACCAACAACAACAAAGUGUAGCUAUAGGUCUUGGUGCCUCGAAUACACCAACAGAUUCCUCAUCAGAUCUCAGCCUACCACUAAACUACUAUAACAUGCGCCACCCGGCCAAUGCGAGCGAUUUCAUUUCAACUAUUGCCGCCACUGAUGCGGCCAUACGUAUAGCAAGCGAUAUAAUCGGAUCCACAUUAGCCCAUGCUGAUGAACUUUCGCGCAACACAGCAGCAGUAGUGGCUGCUUCAGCUCAACAACACACAGAGGAUGAUGAACGCACUGCACAACAUCAGUUGAGUGGUGAGAAUACAGGGAAUUAUAGUGGCAGCUAUCACCCAACGGGUAACAGGGCGACUGGCACCUCCACGUCAUCCGGUCAUGGGAGUGGCAGCGUGUCUGCUACGGCGCUUGUUGCGCAUGGUAGUCGGGAGUUGCUUGAUGCAGCCGAAGAUCUACUCGAUGCGACACAAAAUUUGAUUUCCGAGGCUGAUCAACAGACAAUAGAUCUGUUUGAGCAAACAUUGAACGAUUUCCAUGCGCUGACAUUACGCAACAUCAUCGACUCGGACAGCGACGAAGAGAAUGGCGGUGACGUGGAUGGCCGCUAUGCACAGCGUCAUAUACGAUUCUAGAAGUGCAAAGGGAAAAUUAUAUAGAAUUGAAAACAUUCACACAUUCACUCAUACACACACACACGCAAACAAUGUUUGCAAUUUGCGUAGGGAAGUGUGCAUUUAGGAUAAAAGUAUUUGGAGCGCGGUGAAUUUUACUGUAUGUAAUUCUGUGUGUACAGAAUUGGUUAGCUCAGUAGACAAGGUGUUCUGCCUAUAAUCAUAAUACAUAAAUGUUUGUAUGUAUGUGUGUGCCGGUGUGUUUAAUCCUUAGCGAUAAUUUAAAUACUGAAAAUUCUAAGCGAGUUAUAAUUGAUUAAUAUUUUAGGUUUAGAAAUGCAGAAAAUGCAUCAAAACUAGUAUUUACAUUAUAAAUAAACUUAAAUGUUCGCUUGUAUAGAAAAGUAGUAAAUGUAUUUAAUUGCAAUAGAAGAAGAAGAAUAACAGAAUUGACAACUAAAAGACAUGUACCUGGCAAACGUAAAUAUUUUGAGCAUUCAAAGUCGCUAUUUCCUAGUUUGGACAAAAUGAAGAUGUCAUAAAUAGCAGCUGUAAGGUAUUUCAUCUAUAAUAAAGUUUACCAAGCUGAAAAAUAAAGAUAUAUGCAAAAAAUUAAAAGUGUAGAAGUGUAGAGUCUCUCCGGUUCGAAAAAACGGCCAAUAAUAUUAUUUUUAUGAAUAACAAACACAAGAAAUGCUUACCUACAAAAAUAUCGUCGGCUGCAACUCAUUAAACAUAUUCUAAAUAUUUAGCUAAGAAAAAUACAAUAUUACAUACAUACAUACAUAACUUAUAGGGUGUAGAGAAUAUGUAGUGUAGAUGAAAAACAAGUUGUUAAUUACAUUGACACGCAAUAAUGCUUCCAAUAGAUUUUUUUUUUAAAUAUGAAGUGAUCUCUAAAAUUGAUUCAGAAAAUCAUUAUGAUCCACGAUAUAUGGGUCUAUCUGCAGUACAAGAAGAGUCUGAAUUCAUAUCCGGCCAAGGGCUAACGUUCGAGCAGCAUUUCCUAAACCUUUAUGCUGUUAGAGCAACAACGACCGACGUAGGUCACAGUAGCAGCAGCAUUCCUCAAAAGUGUUUAUUCUAUGACAACACAUCGAUUGCUGUGUUUUUUCAACUGUUCUUGGCCAGAUGCACGGAAUUCGGGAAUUUCUCCAUGUACUGCCCCCUGCAUGAGCUUUAAGGUGCUUUCCAAAGUAAGCAGGUAUUUUUUUUAAAUAAGCAGCUCCUUUUUGAUUUAAUCCCAAAUAGUUUUCCUUCCAAACAAUACAACAAUUUUCACGGUCUAAAAGCAAAUUGCGGCCGCCGUAGCCGAAUGCGUUGGUGCGUGACUACCAUUCGGAAUUCAGAGAGAACGUAGGUUCGAAUCUCGGUGAAACAUCGAAAUGAAGAAAAACAUUUUUCUCAUAGCGGUCGCCCCUCGGCAGGUAAUGGCAAACGUGCGAGUGUAUUUCUGCCAUGAAAAGCUCCUCAUAAAAAAUAUCUGCCGUUCGGAAUCGGCUUGAAACUGUAGGUCCAUCCUCCAUUUGUGGAACAACAUCAAGACGCACACAACAAAUAGGAGGAGGAGCUCGGCCAAACUCCCGAAAGGGGUGUACGCGCCAAAUAUAUAUAUAAAAGCAAAUUAAAUGAAUGUUUUGAUCAUUCGCCGCGAUGUUCAUCACGAUUGUCAAAAUCACCAAGCGUGAAAAUCAAACGAAUACGGUUAGCAUAUGAUAGUAAGCUACUACAACAAUAACAACAACAGUUAACAGUUAAAAGUCGUUAAACCGAUAUUGCCAGUGCCAAUGUAGUUUUUUCUUUGAUGUUUAAAAAUGUAUAUAAAAUUUUACAUUAACGAUUUGGCUUGUGAAAUGAGGUCUUGAUGGCCAAAGCCUGUAACUUGAAUGCAAAUCAGAGUACCCAUCACUUUUUACUCCAUUUUUUUUUCGUUUUGAUUUUGGCUCACCUGAUGCAUUUAUACGGCGCUCUGGGGCUUACAUAAAGUUAAAAACAGAACUGAAUUUUAGUGCUUCGCUCGAUGCUGAUUUUAAUACCGAUGACAGAUGCGCAAUAAUAGCGCUUCAUUAGCAUUUGAAAAAAUUGUUCACCUUCAAAUUCCAAAAAACUUAAAAAAAUCUUUA